AAAAAUGUUGCAUGCAUACUGCAUUAAAAUUUUAAUAUUGUCAUAAAAUAUUAUUCGAAUUUUAUUUUAGUUGAAGUAACAUUUCGAUAUCGUGAUGACGCACGCCGAUCGCUGAAUUACGAUUUAUUUUAUUGUUUAUUGGAUUUUAUAAACAUGCACUUGAUCCAAAUAAUCACAUUCGUCUGCCUUUUGUUUUUUGACGAAUCAAAUUCAGUUCGUUUACACAAGAUGUUCCAAUUUAUCGACGGUUUCAAAUCAGAGCACAAUCUCAGAGGAUUUCUCCAUGUAGGCAAUGAUUACGCAGUGUUCCUUCGAGCUCCGAAACCUCACGACAAAUACCUGAUAUACGAAUUAUAUGAGGCUAAAAAUGUGCCUGAAACCAACACGUAUAAGCCUAGAAUGCUGGCUAUAACAAAAGUGCCAAUAGAAUAUAUGAGAGAUCAGUUGAAAAUGUUCAGAAGUGAGCUGUACAAAGCUAAGUAUGUGGAUCAAAAAGUAGUGCCUGGGACACAGAUUAAAACACUGAGGGAAUGGCAAAUAGACCGAGCAUUAAGUUUCCACGAAAACCCUGGCCAACUGCACAACAAAGUACCUGUACUGCGAACGAUACUCUAACGAAAUAUACACUGUUUUCGAUUUGUU
Spodoptera frugiperda (fall armyworm) is the source of this 642-nucleotide messenger RNA. RefSeq lists its product as uncharacterized. The record is from RefSeq and is a predicted model, not a curated record. NCBI's taxonomy places the organism in Eukaryota, Metazoa, Arthropoda, Insecta, Lepidoptera, Noctuidae. The transcript is spliced from 2 exons. Bases 154 to 615 code for a protein of 153 amino acids.